Messenger RNA from Gadus macrocephalus (Pacific cod), 2364 nucleotides. Its product is annotated as choline/ethanolaminephosphotransferase 1-like. Gene Ontology annotation, molecular function: diacylglycerol cholinephosphotransferase activity; ethanolaminephosphotransferase activity. Gene Ontology annotation, biological process: phosphatidylethanolamine biosynthetic process. Gene Ontology annotation, cellular component: Golgi apparatus; endoplasmic reticulum membrane. NCBI's taxonomy places the organism in Eukaryota, Metazoa, Chordata, Actinopteri, Gadiformes, Gadidae. The transcript is spliced from 10 exons. Bases 348 to 1622 code for a protein of 424 amino acids. The record is from RefSeq and is a predicted model, not a curated record.
AAAAUAUGCUGGAGCGAUAUGAGAUGUAAGUAUUUUUGACAGCGUUGCGUUUUGAGCUAUUCGGCAAUUUUGCAUCUUGAUUUUGAUGUGAACGUAACGUACAGUGAGGGAUCCGCGAUCUUCUUAUGCUUUUACUUUGAAGGCGAGCCUCUCCGGAAACAGUGUUUCCUCAACUAGCUGCCUGGGUGAAGGAAGGUACUGGUUAGACUGGGUAAAGGCACUGGUCAGACGUAUCGCCGAGGGUAACAGAGGCUCUACUCAGUCCCUUAGGGUUCCGGGCUUCCCAGCAGCAGUGGACGGUGGCUGGAGUGACUUAAGUCUUCUGCGGCAGAGAGCUUCCCAGCUCCAUGGUGACCAAGGUGCACCAGCAGCAGGGCAGCCUGCGGUUGCGGCGAGGCCUGGCCAGGGACAAAGACCCUGUGCAGGGCAUGGGAAUGGAGGCCACCUGCUGGCUGACCCCUGGCACACUGCGGAGGCUGAUUGAGCUCCCCUCACCUCCGCUCUCUCGACACCAGCUGAAAAGACUGGAGGAACACAGAUACAGCAGUGCUGGCCGCUCCCUUCUGGAGCCCAUGAUGCAGCACUACUGGGAGUGGCUGGUGGGACGAGUCCCGGCCUGGAUCGCUCCUAACCUCAUCACGGUGGUGGGGUUGGCUACCAAUGUCUUCACCACCUUGGUACUGGUGUAUUACUGUCCCACUGCUACAGAACAGGCUCCUUUGUGGGCGUAUCUCUUGUGUGCUGUGGGCCUCUUUGUCUACCAAUCACUGGAUGCUAUUGAUGGGAAGCAGGCAAGACGUACCAACAGCAGCUCACCUCUAGGGGAGCUGUUUGACCAUGGGUGUGACUCUCUCUCGACAGUCUUUGUAGUGCUGGGUACCAGUAUAGCAGUCCAACUGGGCACCAACCCAGACUGGAUGUUCUUCUGCUGCUUCGCCGGCAUGUUCAUGUUCUACUGCGCCCACUGGCAGACCUACGUGUCCGGCACCCUGCGCUUCGGCAUCAUCGAUGUGACUGAAGUACAAAUCUUUAUUAUAAUCAUGUAUUUGCUGGCGGCCAUCGGAGGAUCUUCUUUAUGGCAAUCACUGAUUCCAGUUGUAAAUGUCCAAGUGAAAAUGGUUCCUGCAAUCUGCACUUUUAUAGGGGCUAUUUUCUCCUGUACCAAUUACUUCAGAGUAAUCUUUACUGGAGGUGUGGGCAAAAAUGGAUCCACAAUAGCUGGAACCAGUGUUCUGUCUCCUGUGUUGCAUAUCGGCUCCGUUAUAAUGCUGGCUAUGAUGAUAUACAAGAAAUCAGCUGUCCAGCUCUUCGAGAGACACCCAUGCCUUUAUAUUUUGGCCUUUGGCUUUGUAGCAGCCAAAAUCACCAAUAAAUUAGUUGUCGCCCAUAUGACAAAAAGUGAGAUGCACCUCCAUGAUUUAGCGUUCCUCGGACCAGGGCUGCUGUUCCUAGAUCAGUAUUUCAACAGUUUUAUCGACGAGUACCUGGUGCUGUGGAUUGCAUUGAUCAUUUCAUUCUUUGACUUGCUGCGUUACUGUGUCAGCGUUUGCAACCAGAUUGCAUCCCAUCUGCGCAUCUUUGUCUUCAAAAUCAAGCCUUCUCCUGCAUCGGGGCUUCAUUAAGGACAGUGCUCCCUGCUGCAAACAAGAUAUUAAACAUUAUAUAGAUACAAGAUUUAUAUAACAAAUAUAGGCAUUUUACAAGUGACUAUGAUCUUGCAGAUACUGUUAAUUUAGAAUUGAGAUCCUUUUCGUUCAUAAGGUCUGUAAGUAAAAAUGUCCAUUUCUCCAAUGAUGGAUAUACUUAAAAGUUGGAUAACUACACAGUAUUGAAAGACAAUGAAACGCAAACUAUUAAAUGUGUUUGAUUGUGAAGUUCACAAAUUGUUUAGUUAUCCUUUAUAUAAAUACUGUCACUUAAUAGAUGUUCUACCUUUAGGUUUAAACAUACUGCUUUGGGACAUUUUUGUAUAUUCUCUUGAAUACACUGCAAGUCAAAUUGUUAGGGGUAAAAUAUUUUUGUUUUUUGCAGUCAGAAAUGCCUUGCACCCAGUUUUGAAGUUUGAACUUGUUUUACAACAUUGUUGAAAUGUUUGCUUUUAUACCUCUUGUUUUAUAUUCUUGCACCCCAACUAAAACCAUUUAUUGACUGUCAUGCUUUCAUUUGCUCAUAAGAUAUGAUGUCUUAUAGCAGGUAUUGAUAACAUUUCUAAAAUGUUGUAAUAAAUAGUAACCAGAUCAGUUGAGCUGAAUCGCUGUAUGUGUGUGUAAAUGUUUAUUCCCUCAAUAACUGUGCUGACUUGAUUUUUUUAAUUUAUCUGUACUUGCUAAUAAAAUUUACCUUUGAGUAUUUAAUGCCAAUACA